This is a messenger RNA of Clunio marinus, 189 nucleotides long. The record is from the annotation of a GenBank genome assembly. Lineage: Eukaryota; Metazoa; Arthropoda; Insecta; Diptera; Chironomidae.
AUGAACUGUGAAAGUUAUGAAGCGUUACAGUGGAAAAAAGAUUUUCAAUUAUUCAAGGGAGAAAUUUGUGCUGUGCCAACUUCACGUGUACUUUUUGAGGUUGAAGCUCAUUCAACGAUGACGAAUAGCAAAUCCUUGUAUAAAGUAAAAUUACAAGACAUAAUUAAUUUGACGGAUAUUAAUGCAUGA